AUGCCACGUGGUGAAGAAGAUGUCCAAUACAACUGGAUUAAUGGUGCAGAGUCGCUUGAAAAAUACAAGCCGGGGGGAUAUCAUCCUAUCAUGAUUGGGGAUUUGCUAAAUGAGAGAUACUGCAUUGUGGACAAGCUUGCAAACUGGCAUUCACAUGAGAUGAAGGUUCUCCAAGCUCUCUCUGCGCCACGGCCAUUGUCUUUGUCCGCCCAUCCGGGCCGCCAUUCAAUACCAUUACCCCUAGAUGAAUUUGAGCUACAAGGCCCCAAUGGGACCCAUCCAUGCUAUACAAUGACUCCAGCAAGAUGCAAUCUUAGAGAAGUCUCUUUCAGCCGCCUAUUUCCUCUCGAAGUUGCACGGGUCCUGUCGGCCUGCCUCACACUGGGUAUUGCAUAUAUGCAUUCACAAGGCUACGUUCAUGGAGGUUUGUCUUAUGAUAAUCUGCGAUUCUUUGUUACCGGAACCUCUCCCAGCUGA
This is a messenger RNA of Histoplasma mississippiense, 477 nucleotides long. RefSeq lists its product with no specific name. Lineage: Eukaryota; Fungi; Ascomycota; Eurotiomycetes; Onygenales; Ajellomycetaceae. The coding region runs from base 1 to 477 and encodes 158 amino acids. The transcript is spliced from 2 exons. Gene Ontology annotation, biological process: regulation of mRNA processing; spliceosomal complex assembly. The record is from RefSeq and is a predicted model, not a curated record.